AUGAUAUGGGAAUACUAUAAUGGGAAGAUCCUGUUCGUUACGGGUGGAACAGGAUUCAUUGGCACUGCUGUGCUUUACCGGCUUUUAACCCAAGCAACCCCGAAGCACGUCUACGUGCUUUGCCGAGGUGGUUUUACGAAAGCAGAGUCAAAAUGGAACAACAUGCUACCAGUAUCCAUUGCGAAUACACUUACUCGGAGCAAAUGCAUGACCAUUCUGGAUGGUGAAUUGGGUGACACUGCAACGAUGAAUCUUCCUGAUGAAGACUUACAAAUGCUUAAAAGAAGAGUCCAUAUCCUCAUUCAUGCUGCAUCAUCAAUCGAACUCAAAAAUUCGCUCCGAGAACUAUCUUACAGUGUUAUUGCGCCGACGCUCUGUCUUACAAAAUAUGCCCUGAAAUUCCAGAAUCUCGAGAAAUUUGUAUUUCUUUCCAGCGCCUAUGUCAAUGCGCACCUUUGGAAAUUGAGCGAAUCUUCCGAUGUGGCUGUCCAAGAGCGGGUAUAUACCCUCGAUGGAAAGAGCGAAGACAUCUAUGAGAGCGCUCCUGCAAUAUGGAGGGAGUUGCAAACGAACGGUACCUCUCAAGAGUACGAAAGUCACGACUUUCCUUGGCCAUAUGCCUAUGCCAAGCAUCUUGCCGAACGACUAAUUCUGCAGAAGGCCUCCGAACAAAAUGCUCUGGACAAGAUUCUUAUCAUUCGGCCUUCAGUAGUCGGACCGGCGGAUGAGUUUCCUUAUCAUGGCUUCACAACUUCAUAUUCAACGCCAUCAACAGCCUGUGCGGCUGCCUAUGCCAUACAUCCGCGGCGGAAGAUAGUUCUUGCAACCCGUUGUGAGAACCCUGACCAAGAGGCCACAAUCGACGAGGUUCCAGUGGAUGUCGUGGCUGAUCGACUCCUGGUACAUACUGCCGUGGGAUCAAGUGGAUGUGUCCAUGCAGUGAGCGGCGAGAAGCGCCGAUUACGUCUCGAAGACUGGUGGGUUGCCUUCAAGAACGAGCGCCGUCUCCCUUGGCAUGUCAAACCAGUCUGGACCAAAGAAGAUUGGCAUUCAUCUAAUCUCCACCAUAUCGCGCGGAACUUCAAAAUCAUCGGGACAUCAUUCGCCUUUGCGGAGGAUAAGUCUGACCAGGUAGCUGAUACGCUUACUUCAGACGAUUUGGAGCACCUCAAUUUGUUCGCAGAUCGUUCUCGGCCCUAUCAUCAUUCUCUGAUUCAUCGAAGGCAUCAUAUCCACCAUUUGGCGAAGCAGAUGGCAAAGAAAAACAAAAUUCCGGCCUGUAUGGCUGGAUUGUUCUGCCACAAAGGGAAGCCACCACAGCACCAUCAAAUACAAAACGAGAAAGCCACAGCGUAA
Penicillium canariense is the source of this 1356-nucleotide messenger RNA. RefSeq names its product Male sterility NAD-binding. The record is from RefSeq and is a predicted model, not a curated record. The transcript has 2 exons. Gene Ontology annotation, molecular function: alcohol-forming very long-chain fatty acyl-CoA reductase (NADP+) activity. NCBI's taxonomy places the organism in Eukaryota, Fungi, Ascomycota, Eurotiomycetes, Eurotiales, Aspergillaceae. Gene Ontology annotation, cellular component: peroxisome. Gene Ontology annotation, biological process: long-chain fatty-acyl-CoA metabolic process. Bases 1 to 1356 code for a protein of 451 amino acids.